This is a messenger RNA of Hemiscyllium ocellatum (epaulette shark), 1411 nucleotides long. RefSeq lists its product as uncharacterized. The transcript is spliced from 5 exons. The record is from RefSeq and is a predicted model, not a curated record. Lineage: Eukaryota; Metazoa; Chordata; Chondrichthyes; Orectolobiformes; Hemiscylliidae. The coding region runs from base 26 to 784 and encodes 252 amino acids.
GUUUCACAAAUUGAGAAGGACAGACAUGAGGUGGAGAGAGGCUGAGCUUAUUCACCAGUGGCUGGUGGUCUUCCUGCUGUAUCUCAGACCGGUGGGAACCGGCCAACUGCCCUCAGUAGCUGCCCGGUGCACACAGACAGCAACAUUACCCUGCACAGCGAGGAGGGAGGUGAUGCAGAGCUACCGGGCUGUCAGCUGGUAUAAGGUAGGCGAGGCAACGUUGAGCGGAAUUAUUCGGAAGGUUGGAAAUGAAAUGGUUCGUUACAAGCAUUUCGCUGGGAAUGCGAUGAUUACUGAGAAUGACUCACUUGUCAUUGCUCGGGUGACUGAAGAUGAUGCUGGAAUAUAUCGCUGCUCCCUACUUGCCCCACUUGGGGGUAUGAAUCAGGAUGGAGAUGUGACCCUUUCAGUAUGUUUACCCCUGGAUCCGGUCACAGAACCUGCAGUAACCUCACUGAGAAGGACUGCCACUGCUUCGCUGCUUCAUUCUCGGUCAGGUGUCUGUCUCUGUGUGCCAGACAUUCUCUCGUUCAUCACCUGCCUGAGCUCUAUUGCUGUGUUAACCAUGGUGAAAGGCCUAGCCUGUUGCUGCACUGUCUGGGUUUUCAGAAAAAUGAGGUGUCCAAAUCAGGAGACUCCAGAAGCCGGUGGGAAGGUGGAGGUGGUACCAUCCCUGAGGGAACACAUCCAGAGGGUUUCUCUGGAGAAAGAUCAGAGGGGUGUGAGAGUGCGGUCACAGCUGGGUGGCCCGGUCCAUUGUGUGUGGACAGUGGGACAUGUCUGACACAGGCAGGAGCAGGGACAGGGAACUCGGUGCCGUCUCCCUGACUCGGCUCCUCUGGGAACCUCUCACUGCCUCUUCUGUCCAUUCAGUCGGAAAAGCACAGGAUCACAGUGACUCCCAGGCCUGUGGGGAGGCCUCACAUCGAGACCAAAUCCUGGCCGUUCCAGCUCACUCACUCAGUCCCCUGAGGAGCAUUGAAAGAAUGGAGGAACUAAGUUAGACCAACACUGAGCAUGUUCCUGGUUUCCUCAGGACAGGGGUACAGGGCAUCCCCACUGGGUAAAUGUACACCUUUGUGCAUAACGCACUCACAGGAUAUUGGUCACCCGCGAGGUACAGAGCAUUCCAAUGGGCAGAAAGCACCCAAGGGGUUACAGGACAUCCAACAGGGUACGGGGCACCCAUUGUGCACAGGGCAAUGGGUGCAGGGCAUGAUUCUGGGUGCAGAGCACCUAUAGGCUAUGGGACAACAUACAUUCUAAUUCACUGUUAGCCAUUUCAUAAGGAUUCAAUAAGCAAUACGCUGCAGAGUUAAACAGCAGGGAUAGGGAUCAAUCAGAUAGCUAUUAUAAAAUCUCUUGGACCAGGCUAAGGGAAAGUUAAAAAUCACACAACACCAGGUUAUAA